AUGGAGCCGGCGGUCACCAGCAUCCAGGUGCUGCUGCAGGCGGCCGAGUUCCUGGAGCGGCGGGAGCGCGGGGCGGUCGGUCCCCGGUACCCGCCGUGCCUGGCCGAGGCCGAGCACGGUUACGCCUCGCUCUGCCCCGCGCGGUCCCGCCGGGCCGUGGGAAGCGUCAGGUCGGUGCACAACGCGCUGGAGAAGCACAGGAGAGCCCAGCUCCGGUGCUGCCUGGAGCGGCUGAAGCAGCAGGUGCCGGUAGGCGCGGGGCCGGCCCGUUCCACCACGCUGAGCCUCCUGCACCGUGCACGGCUUCACAUCCAGAGACUGGAGGAGCAAGAGCUGAGGGCACGGAGGGCCAAGGACCGGCUGCGCAAUCGGCAGCGGAGCCUGCGGCGGCGGCUGGAACGGCUGCUCUCACCCACAGGAGGGGAACGGGCACGGGCAGACAGCCUAGACUCAUCCCAGCUCUCAGAACCCUCCGAGGGAGAGGAUGCUGAGAUAGAGGUGGACGGUGCAGUGUUCAGUGGGGACCUGCUGCCCAGCUUCUGCACCGGGAGGGACCACAGCUACUCCAGCCCUCGCAGCCCCGCGUCCUGA
Messenger RNA from Haliaeetus leucocephalus (bald eagle), 591 nucleotides. RefSeq names its product MAX dimerization protein 3 (gene MXD3). The coding region runs from base 1 to 591 and encodes 196 amino acids. NCBI's taxonomy places the organism in Eukaryota, Metazoa, Chordata, Aves, Accipitriformes, Accipitridae. The transcript is spliced from 5 exons. Gene Ontology annotation, biological process: regulation of transcription by RNA polymerase II. The record is from RefSeq and is a predicted model, not a curated record. Gene Ontology annotation, molecular function: protein dimerization activity; DNA-binding transcription factor activity, RNA polymerase II-specific; RNA polymerase II cis-regulatory region sequence-specific DNA binding.